Molecule: messenger RNA, 1577 nt
Organism: Sesamum indicum (sesame)
Lineage: Eukaryota; Viridiplantae; Streptophyta; Magnoliopsida; Lamiales; Pedaliaceae
Source: RefSeq, a predicted model, not a curated record
GGUGGUUUCGGCCAUGUUUCUUGUGUUAAUGAUGUUGUUUGGAGCAGGUUGUCAGGGCACAAGGGUUCCCCUUCCCAGCAACUCAGCCUUUGUUAGAACAAGCGGGUCUCAUUUUGUUCUCCACGCUUCUUCACCUUUUCUCUUCAAUGGCUUCAAUGCCUAUUGGAUGAUGCACCUCGCUUCCGAUCCCAUCCAACGCUACAAAGUCUCUCAUGUCUUCAGAGAAGCUUCUGCUGCUGGACUCACCGUUUGCAGGACUUGGGCAUUCAGCGAUGGCGGCGACCGCGCCCUACAAAUUUCGCCCGGAACCUACGAUGAAAGAGUCUUCCAAGGACUAGACUUUGUGGUUUCUGAAGCAAGCAAGUAUGGUAUUCGGUUGAUAUUGAGCUUCGUCAAUAAUUACAAUGAUUUUGGGGGUAGACAGCAGUACGUCCAAUGGGCUAGAAAUGCAGGAGUUCAAAUCAACACCGAAGACGAUUUUUAUACACAUCCUGUGCUCAAAGAUUAUUACAAGAACCACAUCAGGAAAGUUGUAACAAGAUUCAACACCAUUACUAGAAUGGCGUACAAGGAUGACCCGACGAUCAUGGCAUGGGAACUCAUAAAUGAGCCCCGUUGCCAAAUUGAUUACUCUGGAAGAACCCUUAACGGGUGGGUGGAAGAAAUGGCGGGAUUCGUGAAGUGGUUGGACAAGAAACACUUGGUUGAGAUAGGGAUGGAAGGAUUCUACGGAGACACAAUGCCAGAAAGGAUGCAAUUAGUAAAUCCAGGGUACCAAGUUGGAACUGAUUUCAUCACUAAUAAACAUGUGGUUUGGUUAUCGGGGAAAAGUGAUGAUGAACAAAUGGGAUUCAUGGAGAGAUGGAUGUCCAGUCAUUUGGAAGACGCCAAAACAAUAUUGAAGAAGCCAUUAGUAAUUGCUGAAUUUGGAAAGUCGAGUAAAGACCCUGGAUUCAGUUUGAAUCAAAGAGAGGUGUACAUGGAGAACGUGUACAGAGAUAUAUACAGAUUUGCAAGACGUGGAGGUGGUACCAUGAGUGGAAGCCUGGUUUGGCAGCUUAUGGCUCAAGGCAUGGAUGGAUACCAUGACGGCUAUGAAAUCAUCUUAUCCCAGACCCCAUCCACUGCUCGGAUCAUCUCAAGGCAAUCUCAUGCCAUGAAUACAUUGUCCCAUUUGUUCACCAAUAAUCAUCGUCUACAUGCAACAAACAUUAAUGCAACCGCCGGGAAAUCCACCACUACCACUACUCCAUGAACAAAUUAUCACAUCCAUCCAUCAUUUAUUCAAAAUAAGACGGACGGAUCAUGGAUAGGAACAUGCAUCAAUGUCCAUCAGACAGACUAGUACAUAGUUGCGUACGUCACGUGUGGUCUGGUAGGGGGCCCAUAUAUAGAUAUAGUUGUAGGGGUAUAUGAAUUGUAGGAGAAGCAAAAAGCAAAGCAAACGUCACAGAAUAUUAAGUGCUAUAUUUAUAAUUGCUUGCACGAAGCAAUUCAUAACAUGCAUGGGAUAUGCAGAGGCAGUUUUCCCAGUUAUACAAUUCCCAACGUCCGCCCCCAUACAUGAUAUUCAGCAA